CUCGAGCUGUCAACGAGCAGCCUUUUGAUGGAAAUCUCAAAACCCCCAAAAAAAGAGAACGGAGAAGAAAAAGAGAGAAAGAGAGGAAGAGAGGGUGCCGAAGAAGCCGAAGAAAACCCUAAUUUUGAUCGCUUAAUCGUGAGACUUACAGAUUGGGAGGAGGCGGAGGAGGAAGAGGGGUAGGGAAAGAACCCUACCUUUUUGUCCUUUUCUUCUUUGUCCGGUGAUUGGAAGAGAGGAGUGGGAUAAGUGAUCUUGGAGUUUCUGGUUCGUUCGUGGCGUGUUGACAAGCUACGGCGCACCAAUCGCCCGCCUCCAUGGCCAAGCGGGUAUAUCAAGCUUGGAAAGGAAAGAAUAAGUUUUUGUUAGGAGGGAGGUUAAUAUUUGGACCUGAUGCCAGGUCACUGUUUAUAACAGUCUCACUCAUCGUUGUUCCUGUAGUGAUCUUUUGUGUAUUUGUUGCAAGAAAUCUUCUCCACAAGUUUCCUGCCUACAAUUCAGGAUGUGCUGUUCUGAUAGUUGCUAUUGCCUUUACAAUCCAUGUACUGGUACUGUUACUGAUGACGUCAACUCGAGAUCCAGGGAUUGUACCCCGUGCUUCACAUCCACCAGAGGAAGAAUUUUCUUAUGAUACUCGUACCGAAAUUGGUGGGAGGCAUACACCCAGUCUAACAUUUCCACGCAUCAAAGAAGUGAUGGUAAAUGGAAUGCUUGUGAAAGUGAAAUAUUGUGAUACUUGCAUGAUCUAUCGGCCUCCUCGCUGCUCUCAUUGUUCCAUAUGCAAUAAUUGUGUGGAACGAUUUGAUCAUCAUUGCCCUUGGGUUGGGCAAUGCAUCGGACAGCGCAACUACCGCUACUUUUUCUUAUUUGUUUCUUCCUCAACUCUUCUAUGCAUAUAUGUAUUUGCAAUGUGUGCAUUGUACAUCAAGUUUCUCAUGGAUGGGGAUUAUCCUACUGUAUGGAAGGCAAUGAAGAAAUCUCCUGCAUCAGUGGUACUAAUGAUAUAUUGCUUUGUUGCCCUCUGGUUUGUUGGUGGUCUUACUGGAUUCCAUUUAUACCUGAUUGGCACUAACCAGACAACCUAUGAAAACUUCCGGUACAGAGGUGACAACAGGGUUAGUGCUUAUAACAGAGGUUUUUUGAACAACUUCAUAGAUGUACUCUGCACAGAGAUUAAACCUUCUAGAAUAAAUUUGAGAGCCUAUGUACAAGAUGAAACUGCAAGGCCACCCCCGGCUAGCCGCACGAGGGAUGUGGAAGAAGAACCAGCCAGUAGUCCCCGUGUAAAAGUUGAAGAUGACCUUGAAAUCGGUGGGGAUCUCUUGAAAAUCUCCCGGCGUCGCAACUAUGAAGAGGUCGAUGAGGAGAUGGGUGGUAGAAACAGCAACGAGUUGCACGGGGCCCUCUCGGAGUCUGAGCUAAUGGUGGGUUCCGAUACACAGGUUCCUGUCAUCAGGAGCGAUGUGAAGAACUCAAGCUGGGGUAGGAGAAGCGGGAGCUGGGAUCUCUCUCCAGGAGUUCUCGCUGCAAGCUCCUCAGCGACCGAGGGUGAUAUGCCGUCGCAGAAGUCCACUCGGUAGUAAAGCAACUCAUCAGUCUGCAUCCUUUCAGGGUAAAAUGAGCGAAAUAUGAGCCGGUAAACAUAGACACAAGGCAUCUGCAAUCUGCAUUUAUCGUCUUGCAGGUUAAUGAAGCUUCAUUCCUUGUUGCCUGAUGUGUCUCUAUUUGGAAUUCGCAAGUCAUUUGCCGUCUUUCUGUUCAUUUCAUUGUGUUAUAUUCUGAUUAUUUUGAGUUUGUCAGAAUUCUUUCUGUAACCAACUGCUUCAGGAUGUGCAGAAUGUUAGAUAUUGAUUUCUCCUCUUCCCCA
Messenger RNA from Musa acuminata AAA Group (dessert banana), 1867 nucleotides. Its product is annotated as protein S-acyltransferase 8. Lineage: Eukaryota; Viridiplantae; Streptophyta; Magnoliopsida; Zingiberales; Musaceae. The transcript has 5 exons. Bases 318 to 1580 code for a protein of 420 amino acids. The record is from RefSeq and is a predicted model, not a curated record. Gene Ontology annotation, cellular component: Golgi apparatus; endoplasmic reticulum. Gene Ontology annotation, molecular function: protein-cysteine S-palmitoyltransferase activity. Gene Ontology annotation, biological process: protein targeting to membrane; peptidyl-L-cysteine S-palmitoylation.